UGAGAUGAUAUAAUGGCUGAUAGUUGUGAUGGCAGGUGUAAGAUUCGUACCGGCCCGGUUUGUUGACAGAUAGCUAAGUAGCUCCGCCAUAAAGGUAUAUAUUUUGAUAAAACUGGAUCUAGAGUGUUCUAUUUAUGAUGCGAUAAAUAAACCAAAUUCUACACAGGAACGGAACGAGGGCACCCGUUUACGACUAUCGUAUGGGAAUAUCAGUUUCGAGUACCCGUAUAUGAGCCUGCAAUUUUGAUUUUAUAUCAUAAAAGCCAGUUGCGUGAUUUGGGUUUAGCAAAAUGGACUCCAAAGGACAUUUCUUAAUGUUCUCUAAAUUAUAAUUUAACUUGAAGAAGCACCUUACUUUGAUCGAUUUGUGAUCAAUACCAGUACAUUUGUGUUCAAUUUUUGUAACAAAAAAAGAGUUUGACGAAUUGACAAAAGAAUGACACCAUGACAUUAAUUUAUUGCUGUUGAAGGAGAUCUGUGUCGGUUGUAUUUUAUGAAUGAGAAGUAGGGGUUAUCAGGAAGAGAAAUAACUGUCUGGUCGCUGGCAAAUCAAAGAGUUGACGGAUUUUUUGUUCGAUGCGAAAGAGUUAUAUUUUAGAUAAGAGCAGCAAAAUAAGAUGGUGCAAUCCAAAUCAGAAUUCGAUGUUUGGGAUUGGCUGCUUUUCGGAGCCAUGUUGGCUGUUUCGGCAGGCAUAGGGAUUUUUUAUGCUUUCGUGGGUGGACGACAGAAAACUACUAGUGACUUCCUAAUGGGAGGUCGAAGUUUGCAAAUGAUCCCUGUGGCAAUUUCUAUCCUGGUAUCCUUUAUGUCGGCCAUUUUGAUUUUGGGAACUCCCGCGGAAAUGUACACCCAAGGGACGCAAUAUUUUUUGUAUUUGUUCGGACUAAUCCUGGCAGUUAUCCUGGCGUCUCAGCUGUUUGUUCCACUGUUGUACCCUCUUCAGCUUACGAGCUCGUUUGAAUACUUAGAACUGCGGUUUAAAUCUAAGGCUGCCAAACUUACGGGAACUAUAAUGAUGAUUUUACAACAGAUCAUUUACAUGGGUGUGGCUUCCUAUGCACCGUCCACGGCAUUAGAAGCUGUUACUGGGUUUCCUACGUGGGCGACCAUCAUCACAGUCGGCGUUGUGUCUACGUUCUACACCUUUCUGGGCGGAAUGAAAGCUGUUAUUUGGACUGAUGUUUUCCAGUCAAUCAUUAUGGUUGCUGGACUGUUAGCCGUUGUUAUUCAGGGCACAAUAUCCGUGGGUGGUAUCAACACUGUUUGGAAAAUCAACGACGAGUGGCAAAGAAUUGAAUUUUUUGAUUUUAACCCUGACCCCACCCAGCGGCAUUCCUUCUGGUCCCUGAUUGUAGGGGGUAUGGUGGGAUGGACUGCUACAUAUGGUGUUAACCAGGCUAGUGUACAGCGAUACUGCGCCCUCCCCACUCUAGCUAAAGCUAAAACUGCUGUACUGCUGAACAUUCUAGGUGUGACUCUCCUCCUCUGUGUGACAUGUGUAGCUGGGAUCGUGGUGUUUGCGUAUUACGUAGAUCAAGGCUGUGAUCCUUACACAAACAAAGACGUCAGCAACUCAAACCAGAUUAUCCCGUACUUUGUGAUGGAGACGCUCGGAUACCCGGGGAUUCCUGGUCUGUUUGUGGCCUGUUUAUUUAGUGGUGCACUCAGUACAAUGUCGUCUUGUCUGAAUGCGUUGUCAGCGGUCACAUGGAAGGACAUCUUGGAACCUUUCUUAGGAGAGAGGACAGAAACACAGAAAACCUGGAUCACGAGACUUCUGGUGGCCUUGUAUGGCGGGGCAGGAAUAGGAACUGCUUUUAUGGCAAUGAACCUGGGAGGGACAGUCCUUCAGGCUUCCUUGAGUUUUACUGGGGCUGCCUCCGGACCUUUGCUUGGGAUUUUUGUCCUCGGAGCCUUCUUUCCAUGGGCUAACUGGAUAGGUGCCAUAAUUGGUAGUAUCUUCGGGCUGGUACUUCCGUUCUGGAUCAGUAUCGGGGCCUACAGUGUAGUGGGAGCGCCUAAUCCACUUCCGUUUCCUACAGAGAACUGUACAAGUCCUGAAAACUCGACCCUCCUCACAAACAUGACAACGACGACCACUCCUGUCCCGCCAAUCGAGGGCCUGGAUGUCCUUUACACUAUAUCCUAUUUAUGGUACCCCUCCAUAGGGACAGCCACUGUCGUCAUUGUUGGUCUGUUUGUCAGUUUGUUCACAGGGUUGACGCCUAAGGAUGAUGUAGACAGUAAAUACUUGAUCCCUCUAUUUGACCGGAUCUUCUGUUGCCUGCCGGGAAAAUUCCGACGGUGUCUACGCUGUUACAUAGAAUACGAGGAUCCAGAGGAUAUAAAAGCAGAGAAGGAUCUAGAAUUUACAGUAGAUCCUGACAGACCAGUCAUCUUACCGAUAAAAUCCGAGAAGUACCGAGAGAAGAUGUACCAGAAUGAACCAAUAGGUGGUAUAUCAUACAAGUCUUUCUAUGUAUCUGAGAACGGGCAAAAUAACCCCGGGUUCGAAACAAUCGAAGCACCGCCUUCAUAUUCAGACGUCCAGGAAAAUGAUGGAGGGACGGCAAAGACAGAGUUAUAAUGAUUUCUCUUUACCUAUCAAAAUAUUCUGUGAUAAAGUCCAUUUGUAAAUCCUAUGUGUGGAUCUCAUCAGUUAUGAAAGUCUAUAUCAUUAUAAAUGUGCCUUUAUUGUGUGUCGUAUAUUGAUAAGAGACAUGUUAUAAGAACUGAACCUAGUUCUGUAAGAGUAUUGUAGUAGUCGGUAAUUGUGUAUCAUUCACGCAAUCACGUGACGGAGUGAUCCGACUUUCCGGAUCAUCACACUGCGGUUUUCUAAGUCCAUAUCACCUCUCCCUGAAACUGGUGACGUAGUACACCAUAUACAUGACGUUUCUUUUUUUUCUUGUUUUUUUGAAAAGUCUUUUGUCUAAUAGAUAAAAUUUGUUAUAAUUGA
This is a messenger RNA of Saccostrea echinata, 2960 nucleotides long. RefSeq names its product sodium-coupled monocarboxylate transporter 1-like. The transcript has 17 exons. Gene Ontology annotation, molecular function: symporter activity. Gene Ontology annotation, biological process: sodium ion transport; transmembrane transport. NCBI's taxonomy places the organism in Eukaryota, Metazoa, Mollusca, Bivalvia, Ostreida, Ostreidae. The record is from RefSeq and is a predicted model, not a curated record. The coding region runs from base 618 to 2588 and encodes 656 amino acids. Gene Ontology annotation, cellular component: membrane.